Molecule: messenger RNA, 3117 nt
Organism: Ramularia collo-cygni
Lineage: Eukaryota; Fungi; Ascomycota; Dothideomycetes; Mycosphaerellales; Mycosphaerellaceae
Exons: 1
Coding region: 1-3117 (1038 amino acids)
Source: RefSeq, a predicted model, not a curated record
AUGCCCAGAGGGAUCUUCACGCUAGUGGCCCUACUAGGCGCGACUGCCGCCUCGGAUCUACUUCAAGGAUCCUUCAAUGGUCAGUCUUCACAUGCCAAACGUAACGAGACACGAGGUCCCAAGAGCCAUACCCUGCACAGCGAGCUUCACCAUGGCUCAAUGACGUCUUCACCCAGCGACCGGUCUGGUUCCUCGACAGCGCCUUCAUCCACUGAUUUGGCCACUACGAAAUACGUUCCAUACGGAUCUGUCCCAUUAGCAUCGCCGCCACCCAGAUCGCUGCUGCCAUCUGGCCGACCACGACCCUCCGCAAAUGGAACCUGUCAGGGCACCACCGUCAACAUUGUGGGCGCUUCACUCGAUUGGUGGUACACAGAGACGACAUAUACGCAAAUCGACUCCACCUUUCUCAUUCAAGUAGAUUCGAAUGAUUCCUCGACGGCAUGGACACUGCUCCCAGCAACAGAGUCCUUCGAUGUCACAUCUGCGGUAGCAAAGCCAUCAUGCACAUCGUCCACGGCCUUCAAUCCGAACGCCAAUGCAACCAUGCUACAGUACUCAUGCGUUGAUACACCGACUCCUGUUGCUGCAGCCACGACCACGGUCGAGCAAACCGCCUAUUUGCCGAUCAAUGCUACGACAUCUCGCGGUGCUAUCCCCAAUGUCGUAACAUCGCCAACCCCAGCUGCGAUUACCGUCGCCAACGCAAAUGGUAGUAGCACAUAUGCUGCAGRUACCCCUUUCGUACAUUUCAGUCAGUACGACUUGGUGAGCAAACGGCCAUUCCUCUACGGUGAUGGCAGGGUGGGCUGUGCGGAGACUACUCAAGUGCAUACCAUGUCAACGCCGGGAAGCUUCGAAUACACUGGCGGUGAUGUCAAUGGAAGCUUUGCUGCGAUAGCUGGCGAUGUUCAUCCUGAUGUCCUCAACAUCGUCGGCCAGCUGAAUGCUACGGCUGGAUCAUUCGUGGCAGAGCCGACAGUGGUUGUUGUCGUUCACAAGAUGCUGGCCGCGCAGAGAAUGUUCGCCAUGGUGGAACAGACAGCAGCAGAGCUCGAAACACCAGAGGCCACUCUGCCUCCGUCUCUCUCCACGGUCAGAGAGACGCCCACCGAAACGGGUGUCAUCUGGUCCCCCUUGGCGGUGCACAUCGAGUCGUCGCAAAGCUUUCUUGCUGUGCCAACAAGAGCAACCCCGACUUCACCAAAGGCUGCAGUUACCACAAAAGCGAUACCAGUCGUUGUGCCUUUCACGGCGCAUCUAGAAGGUCAAGAUCUCACACUAGCGAUGCCCAUGAAUCCGAAUGCGCCGCAAGCUGUAAUAACAGCAUUGUUCAAUGGCGUACCCGUGACAGCCACCGCUGUCAAGAACGGCUUCCCAACCCCGAAGCAACUCCAAGGUGGGAGCGGGAGUGGGUUCCAAAAUCCAGGACAUGCCGGCAAUGGUAACAUUGGACGUGUGCUCUCUGCCGCCAUCAAGGCGGCACAAGCAAGUAACUCUGCUUCGGGAGCAGUUCCCGAGACUAUUGGAGAUGUAAUCGCCUCAGCUAUUGGCCUAAGUGCGGAGGAUGGGGGUCGUGAAGAUAGCGGUGGCCCGAAUCAUGCAGUAAACACAAACGUGCUGACUUUCGGAUCAUCUCCACUGCCCUUCGCUGCGUUAAACGGACCCGAUGGACUGGCGCUCGUCAUUGGCGAUCAAACUAUUCUGCCUGGAGGAGGAGCUGUCAACAUCGAUGGCACUCGCAUCUCAAUUGCAGCAGAUGCAACUGCGGUAGUGGUUGGGCCUUCGACCAUUCACCUCGCUCCGACCGUCAACCCGGGAAUUGUUGCCAACAUUCCCCUCAUCACUCUGAGGUCCAAGACGUGGACAGCAAAUGCUGCUACUCAAUUCAACAUAGCUGGAACGUUCCUUACACCUGGAGGUACUGCAGUUGCCUUUGRGUCAACGAUGGAGUUGGGUCAAAGCGCCAGUAGGGUAGUGAUCAACGGAAAGACGCAAGACUUGUCUCCUCCGAUGAUAACUCCUGCGCCGCAUCUUACAUUCGGUGGGACGGUUUACCGACCAAAUUUGGACUCUACCUACAACAUUGGUUCGCAACUUCUCACUCGAGGAGGCCGAAUUGUCGCUUCAGGCACAACUAUCUCACUCGCGGCCGAUGGCUCGAGUGUUGUAGUGAAUGGGCUUGAGCAGCCUGUUGGUCCCGGCGGCUCAAAGCAGAAUAACUAUGCCACCAUUACCGCGCCUCCUGUUCUCCGUCUCGAUGGGGAGGCUUACGCGCCAAAUGGGGAGUCUUCAUACAUAAUCUCUGGGCAGACUCUCACACCUGGCGGAGUCAUUACCGUCAGUGGCUCGCAAGGAGUGGAAACCAUCUCACUGAACCUGGCCGCAAACAAAAUGAUCCGCACUGCGAAGGACUAUACCGUGACCUCUGCAAUCGGACUGAUUGGCGCCGCUCCUGGUGGGGCACCUAUCUUGACCGUCGAUGGCGAACUCUACUCUGCCCAGAACUAUGAGGUAGGCCGGGGAGCUACAUACAUAAUCGAUGGUCGAACGCUCACCCCAGACGGCAAGAUCACGAUCUCGGGUGCCGAUGGUCUGGAGACUAUAUCGCUUCUUGCAGAGGGUACUGCGAUACUCUCCGUGCACGCAGGAGUGACCACAACUUCGAGCAUUAGUGGGGCAUACGGCGUGAYGCCUACCAACGCUCCUAUUCUGACGAUUGCCGGCGAAACUUUCAUUGCAAUCAAUAACGGAGCUACAUACAUCAUCGAUGGGCAUACUCUGACGCCCGGUGGGGCUGAGAUGGUCACCAUCAACAACCGUGCCUACAUGUUGUCGCUGUCAUCCCACGCGACAAUGCUCGAAAUUGAGAUGCUGGGGGCGGAUGGCAAGGCCGUCAGUACGGUGUCAGAGACCCUUUUUCCUGCACAGAUGCCGAGCACCACAAUCUACAACACCGAAUCGAUUGCCACGACUGCAUCCCAAAGUGACGCCGCACCGUCAAGCGAGCCCGAAGAGCACGAGAGGCCCAAAAAAGGCACAUCGCCGAGUGUGACGCCCUUAUUUGGUGGUGUGUACGGCUUACUGGGUCUGACGGCGUGGAGCGUCUUCAUUUGA